Puccinia graminis f. sp. tritici CRL 75-36-700-3 is the source of this 621-nucleotide messenger RNA. RefSeq lists its product as uncharacterized. Lineage: Eukaryota; Fungi; Basidiomycota; Pucciniomycetes; Pucciniales; Pucciniaceae. The record is from RefSeq and is a predicted model, not a curated record. The coding region runs from base 1 to 621 and encodes 206 amino acids. The transcript has 2 exons.
AUGGGCUUGGGCGCCCAUGGGCUACCCACGCCUCGAUGGGUCUCGGUAUCUCAUUGUCAUGCCCCCCAGAGUCAAACUUUCAAAAAAGCAGACCAAGGAAACCCCCAUGCGGCCAUGCCCGCCUCAAAUAUAUCUGACUCCGCUCUGCAAACCCCAACCUCGUUGGCCAAGAAUAAUACUCAGGCCAAAAAAAAAAAACUUUUUGAUGGGCAGACCCGAGACCUGCCCCAAGCCCGCCCCGAUCCCAACUGUCUCAAAUCCGGUGCGGGUUUGGGCAUUCUUUUUGGAAUUGUGGCCCGGCCCGGCCCGCCCCACGCUCCAAGGCGGGGCGGGUUUGGUUUUUGGCCCCGAGCCCGGCCAAUUGACAGCCUGAUUCUCAAUGAGUUGUUCGCCGAAGAUGUAUUCACCCUCGCUAAGUUGAUAUGGUUUGUACCCGCUCGACAAGAGGGCUAUCUUUCUGGCGAGCUGGCACACCCUCUGUCCGCUCGCCGAGAGCCUCCACUUAUUCGGCAAAGAGAAUACCAAUACCGCCUCAGCCAGCAGGUACAGACUCAAACAGCUCUUCCAGGAGGUAAAUAUCUCCCUUCAACAGCUACAAAAGGCUCGCUGAAGACGAGCUAG